Messenger RNA from Huiozyma naganishii CBS 8797, 975 nucleotides. RefSeq names its product Pho80p (gene PHO80). Gene Ontology annotation, cellular component: nucleus; cyclin-dependent protein kinase holoenzyme complex. Gene Ontology annotation, biological process: regulation of cyclin-dependent protein serine/threonine kinase activity. Gene Ontology annotation, molecular function: cyclin-dependent protein serine/threonine kinase regulator activity; protein kinase binding. Bases 1 to 975 code for a protein of 324 amino acids. The record is from RefSeq and is a predicted model, not a curated record. The transcript has a single exon. NCBI's taxonomy places the organism in Eukaryota, Fungi, Ascomycota, Saccharomycetes, Saccharomycetales, Saccharomycetaceae.
AUGGCUGAGGGGGGCGUAGCGAAACAAGCUAACAGAAAUGAAGAAACUACUGGGUGCGAAAUACAGACUGUUUCUCUCCCAUCGAAUUUUUCCCUUUGUUCGAGAUAUGACUUGAUUGCACUUAUUUCCAGAAUGCUGGUAUUCUUGAUCCAAAUCAAUGACGAUGCAGCGCAAAAGAAGACUGGACUCGCUGAUAGCGGGAAGGGGGAAGCCACUGACGCUGCAGAUACGGACGGCAGCUCGGAAACUAAAUUGACUAGGUUCCAUUCUAGUGUGCCACCACCAAUAUCAGUGUACAACUACCUUAUACGACUGACAAAGUAUUCAGCUUUGGAACCAUCCGUGCUGUUAACGUCCAUUUAUUACAUUGACCUUCUUUCGAGCGUUUAUCCUGCAUUUACGAUAAAUUCGUUGACUGUACACAGAUUCCUGUUGACCGCCACGACUGUGGCAAGUAAAGGGUUGUGUGAUUCAUUCUGUACUAAUGCCCAUUACGCUAAAGUCGGUGGUGUACAAGGUAGCGAGUUGAAUAUUUUGGAGAGCGAGUUUUUAAAAAAAAUUAACUAUAGAGUACUACCGCGAGAUGACAACAUUACAUGGUGCAAGUAUGAACAUCGUGCACAUGAAUUUACAAUCUACAAUAAAGCAGCACUCACAAAUGUCUCAAAGCCUACACAUACGCAGAGAAACAGCGGCUACAAUGUGUUGCAAAUGUAUUAUCAUAAGAUUAUACAACUGGUCGGUAAGUUUAGCUCAAGUCUAGAUAAGUCCAAAAAGGCAAACUACGUGUUUGAGAACGUACCUGGUAUGUCCUCCGCACUGUCAACAGAGAAAAAACCUGCAUUGAAAAGACAUUUGGAUCAUAACGAUCAAAAAAACCAGCCAGACUUUAUUCUUGCUGUUAAAAAAUCAUCAACCUCCCCGUAUACCUUCAAAAAGCAUGUCACAGAAGAACUGAAGUUCCAAAAGGAUUGA